Messenger RNA from Megachile rotundata (alfalfa leafcutting bee), 3771 nucleotides. Its product is annotated as cell growth regulator with RING finger domain protein 1. The record is from RefSeq and is a predicted model, not a curated record. Gene Ontology annotation, biological process: negative regulation of cell growth. Lineage: Eukaryota; Metazoa; Arthropoda; Insecta; Hymenoptera; Megachilidae.
UGGUGGAUGUUUGCUCGUUGUUUAUCUUUGGUGCGCGCGCCGACCUUGCGAAACGUAACGAGAAUCUUCGAAAAAGCCGGCAAUCAAUCGAUCGUGUUAUCGCUAUCAUGUAUCGUAUACGUCAUUGUACGUGUGCUCGUGCUGUUUACCUUUAAAACCGUUCGAUCACGGCAUCGCUUCGAUUCUACAUUAUGGUAGACGAUCACGUCGACUCGAAUGUACGCCGUUUCAACGAAAACAUUCGCGACGUUUAAUCAACUCGACCGUUUCGAUAUAGUUCGAGAUCGUCGAUCGUUGUUGCGUCGACCCGAAAUAGAUAUCGAACGUGCGCGAGAAUCCGUGCGCCUCUGUACGGUCACGCGAAAAUACGACUUGUGUGUCAGUCGAUGAGGUUAGGGUGGCGUAUUUACGCAACGAAAAUUCGUAUCUUCGGUGAUACGGGUACGCGAUGCGGCUCUGACAGUUCGUCUUCUAUCAGCUGGUACAUCGUUGAUAGCGAAUCGUUCGACGAAACAUUGUGCGCGUUGUUUCCGAGCGACGCCGGAUUCAUCGUCGGCGACUUUGACAGCGCACCGUCGAGGAAAGUGAGGUUAACUGGGGAGGAGGUGUGUCGAAAUUGUGCGUGUGCGUGUUGUGCACGGUGGAAUAACACGGCUACAAUACGAUGACGGCGAUGUUAGUAUCCGUAGCUGAGCUGUCGAACAUUUUCUUCGUGCUCGUCGUGUCGAUAUGCUUCUGCGGAGUCUUCUUGUUUAUCAUCAGGAACAUGAUCGUGCUUCGUAUUCACGGCGACGAACUGAUGUUCGGAGGGAGUGGAAGCGUAAUGACACAUUCGCCGCGCAUACCUCAGAUGGAGAUGAUGAAGGUCCACAUUCCCUUCACCUUCAAGCUUCACGAAAGUUUCAAGAGCACUUAUACCGAGGUUGAAUGCGAGGUGUCGAGCCAGGUCGAGUACUCUCUGCAAGCGAUCUGGGGUGUCAGUAUAAGAGAGCUUCAUCUGGCGCUUUGGAAACCUUGGAGCACCCUCAGAGAUGCAUCCUUGAAUGGCACUCUUCUUCAAGGUCACGCACAAUACCUUACGCCACCACAGACUAGACAACCUCACGGAGAAGAAACGUUGAGACUGUCUCUCCCAGCUCCGGAAUUGGAACUAGGAACUCCACCACGACUUUGUUAUCCCCUGGUGAUCUUCCUCACACGCAGGGAUAACGGAGAUCCUCAUCCUGACGAAACUGUGGCCCUGGUAAACGUGGUCCACAUCAAAGACAGCGUGUGCACGUUGCCCACAUCGAUCCUCGCCCAGUACCUGAAACAAGCGAAUGGUCAAUUGUCAUGUCUCAAGCAAUUGUACCUGGCGACUGGCAACUCGACGAACUACGACGAAGGAGACGUGUCCUCAGGAUUGGGUUCUGCCUUGGCCCUCGCGGAGCCUUGCAACAACAACGGGAGCUCCGCAAGGGGCGCUCUGGUCGCUUCCGGGACCGGUGAUUCCGAAGGAUCUCUGUGGAACACCGCUGGAGAACAACUUUGCGUCGUCUGUCAAUAUUUCCCUCUGUCUCGAGCUUUGCUACCUUGCAGACAUACCUGCAUUUGCGCGUCUUGUUUCGGGAAACUCGAUCGAUGCCCCAUGUGCAGAAGCCCCAUCAAGAGCUACUUCUGCAUUAGGGGCGAAGAGUAUAUGCCUUUGGAGACGGAGAUCAAUCCUUGCAAGCAGAGGCAACCCAGCCACGGACCCACUCAUUGGCUUCACGACUGGAACGAUCGACUAACCGACUUCCUUGGUUUCGCGCGAUAGGAUACUCAGUAUUCUCUGUCCUUUUGUCUGGAAUCUGUUGUACAGCGUAGUACCGUGAUACAGAGAUAGAGAAUGAUCGGAUGUAUCUGAUUAACAAGAUCGUAUUUUGGUAUUCCUCUUUUUCUUUCAUUGAUCGAGAAAAGUAUUCGAUUCUUACGGUUAAUCAGAGUCUGAGGGAAGAUGUUUCUUUUGGUUAAUACCCUUUUUUGAACGAGAUUUCUAACUGCCUCUUCGUCGAUUAUGUAACGCUAUGACCGAGCUGCGCCUCAGGUGAAAAUGUAUAAAUUUAGAAAUUUGUGGAUUUACGGAUUUACAAAUUGUUAAAUUAUUCGUCACGCUUAUUAGGAGUGAAACUUUUGUACGCGAAUGCGAAGUGAAUAUCUUAGGAAACAAUAUAAUUUUGUGAAGGUUAUCGCAUUUCUACUGCCAUUCGUUUACAAAAGUUUUGCUGGAAAAAUCUCGUUCAUAGCAUUGUAUAAACGAAGUGUUUCGUACAAAAACAGUUCAGAAAAUGAUUACAAACGAGAAUGAAAAAUAUGGAAAAGAGUAGUAGGGCAUUAAUUUAUGAGCGACGAAGAAAAGAUAAAGGAACACGUAAAAAACAAAAUCUUGAGAAAAUGUGAAAUUUGAUGCAGUGCCAAAUAAGCUGAAUGUGAAUCGCAAUUUUCGUCGAGAUUUUGUUAAAAAUGAUAAGUUGAGUUUCGUUUCUGUAAUUGAUCGAAGAUCGUAGAAUUAGGAUCGCAUCACAUUGACAUUGUAAGUUUCUUUUCUCCUUUAUACGAUCGUCUUUCGACUCUGCUUUAUAAAGUGAACUCGAAACGCGAGAGAUCAGUACAUAAAUACUUUGUUGGACAGAAAAUAUCUUCAGCUAUGAAGAAUGGAAAGAAUAAAAUAGAAAAUUUACUAAUGUCCACGUGAACGAGGAGGGAGAGCGUUUGACAAAAAGAAAAGAAGGGAUCUAAUUGUAAAGACAGAGUAACGUUUCAGAUUUUUAUCGCGUAACGUUGUAUAAAUACUUAAGAUGUAAAUACAAGAUAAAACUAAGAAGACAUGUCCAACUUUAAGAUGUAACUAAUAAUUAAGUUAUUGAUAUUAUUUCAUACGAUACGCAGGUUUAUUCGAUAGGUAUUAGAAACAUUAGCUCCGAAUAUGCAUGCCUUUAAGAGUAUUCUUUCUCUGUUUUCUUUUUUCUAUCUAUAUGUAUUGAUAUACAAAAAGAAGAGAAGAAAAGGUAAUUUUUUUUCUCUCGCAAUGCUCUGCCGUCCAUGCGCAGCGAUGGAGCUAAUUUCCCUACAGUUCUUGUUAGAACAGCGCUACCAUGAGAGAACGUUGCUAAAAUAAUUUAACAAGGAUGUUGCGUUAACGUUUAAACUGUAAAUACACAGACUGUGAUAAUUCUAAUAACAUCUAUUAUAUAAACCGGAUACAUGAGAGAAGGUGUCUUAAAUUUUCUGACACUACAGAGAAAGGAAUUGGAGCGGCAGGAAGUGAAACAUGAAAUCGUUUUCAGAUCAUUGUUUUUUAUCUAUUAGGCACCUUACAUACAAAAGAAAAAAGAAUAAAAAGUGACGACAUUCUCUUGCGUGGAGUUUGUAAUAAAAUCUGAAUUUUAUUAAUGUUCAGAUAAUAAUAUUUGUGCAAUGUUUGUAUGAUUCGUUAAUUGCCGAUAUCUUGACAUUUGCAAGAGUAAGCAACUUGAGUAGCUCUGAGAGAAAGGCUACAGAAUGAUGUUUUAAAUAUUGUUAUACAAUAAUGUGCUAUUGCAAACUCCAGUGUGCAAAAGUAUGGGAGUGUCUGGACCUAUACAUGUUAAUUGAAGAGUAAAGGCCUCUAAAGUCAAUGUUAUUGUAGUCGAAGAUCUUAACAUCCUAAUUUAUAUUUUAUUUAGUAAAUAUGGCAUUUUGAUGAUGUGACAAUGCCUGUAUGUGAGAACAACCUGUAUAUAAUUUAUUUAAUAAAGAUUAUUCAUUCUGUCA